This is a messenger RNA of Acaulospora colombiana, 240 nucleotides long. Lineage: Eukaryota; Fungi; Glomeromycota; Glomeromycetes; Diversisporales; Acaulosporaceae. The record is from the annotation of a GenBank genome assembly.
AUGUGCAGGAGAGAUGGGUGGCUAGUGCGAGUGGGAGCCAGAGCAAAUGCAGAAUCGCGGAGGAGAGAUAUGGUUGGAGAUCAACCUGCAGCGGAACAAGACCUUGCCAUUUCCGAGUUCCGUCUCGAAAAACCUGAGAGACCGUACCCAAACAUGAGGCCCGCCGAGGGAAACGCAAAAAAGGCAUGGCAGAUUGAAGUUGAAGUUGAAUCUGUAUCUCUGUGGUCCUACCUCCCCUAG